Messenger RNA from Zerene cesonia (dogface butterfly), 1224 nucleotides. RefSeq names its product cell cycle checkpoint protein RAD1 (gene Rad1). Gene Ontology annotation, cellular component: nucleus; checkpoint clamp complex. Gene Ontology annotation, biological process: DNA damage checkpoint signaling; DNA repair. NCBI's taxonomy places the organism in Eukaryota, Metazoa, Arthropoda, Insecta, Lepidoptera, Pieridae. Bases 150 to 962 code for a protein of 270 amino acids. The record is from RefSeq and is a predicted model, not a curated record. The transcript has 6 exons. Gene Ontology annotation, molecular function: 3'-5' exonuclease activity.
UCAAGUAAUUGAACAGAAAUCUCAAGUAACUUGCAAGCAUGUUCUUGCUGCUAGAGUAGCAAUACUUUUGGGAAAGACCGUGGAUCACAAAGUAACUCACGACCAGUAUUUAAUGUUAUUACAUUCCAUGUUUGAAAUAGAAGAACAUAAUGGAUGAUGGCACAUCGCAAUAUUAUUUCACCGCAUCAAUGGAUUCCGGCAAGACAUUGUGCAGUUUGUUAAAGGCUAUUCAGUUUCAGGAGUCUGCAGUCUUCUGUGCUAUGCAGGAGGGACUUAAGUUAACUGUGGAGGAAGGAAAGUGUGUUCAGGCCUCAGCAUAUGUACCAGCUGACAACUUCACUGAAUACCAUGUGCGGGAUGAUGUGGAUGUUGUAUUUAAGAUUAGUAUAGCAGUGUUGACAGAAUGUUUGAACAUAUUUGGGUCAGGAGAAGAGUCAAGUUUAAAAAUGUAUUACAGAUGUGAUGAAUCUCCUUUGCUGCUAGUUUUACAACCUCAGUCUCUCAAUAAUGUUAUGACUGACUGUGAGAUUGCAACUCAAACGGCGGAUUCUGUUCUUGAACUUCGUGAUGAAAAUGCUGAGGAAGUAGCCAAAUUAGUACUAAAGGCACCAGCUUUCCUCAGCCUUCUGGCGGAUUUGGAGAGGUCCUGUGAUAUCAUUGAAUUGAAUCUCACACCUGAACAUCCAAAUGUUAGCAUUGUUACUUAUGGCAUGCAGGACCGUUCCUGUAUCGACAUGCCCAAGUCAUCGGACAUGGUGCAGAGCUUCACGUGCGAUCAUGCUGUUACCUUGAAGUAUCAGCUCCACCAUAUACGGCUCAUCAUGAAAGCCCUUGCUGUUUCUACCAAGGUUGUAGUGCGGUGUAGUUCGAAUGGUUUGCUUCUAUUGCAACUGAAGUUAGAAAAAGAAGAUCAAAGGCAGAUGUUCUCGGAAUUCUAUAUUGUGCCUUUACUUGACGAUUGAUAAUUCUGUGAUGAGUGUUGUGUAGUCUUAAGCAGAUUUUAUAACCAAAAGUAUAACAUUUGUUGGAUUUUUAAAAUGUCGCUACGAACGUCAUUGUUUUUAAAAAUUAUUUAACUUUAAUACUACAGUUCAUAUUGUCUUUGGUUCAUAUUGGUAUAGUACCUAAUAAUAAGCAAUCAAUAGAUUGCCUAGGCGAUAGGCUCACAUUUUAAGCAUUUGAAACGCAAUGACAGUUCCGAAUAAAUAAAUAAACAUGUUUGUG